CUCCAACUCGCAAACCCUUCCCUUCGUUUAUCUACCUCCCAAAUGGCCGAGAGCUGCAUUGUCUGCCUCGGUGACCUCGCUGGCAGUGGCGACGACGUUUUACCCACUUCGGAUCCCUCGCCGUCGAAGCACUCGCUUGAAGAUGGCGAGGAACACACCGCCCCCAGCCUCCACGACAUCGUGUCCCCAAGUCGCGAUGCUGAUCCCGAUGACGACGAGAUUAUUGCGCACCUUCUGCCAUGCGGCCAUAAUCUUCACAAUGAAUGUCUGAAACCCUGGGUUGAGAGGGCGAAUAGUUGUCCGAUAUGCCGACAAAGCUUCAAUACCGUAGAGCUAAGCGCCUGCAUAGGAGGCCCCAUGUUAUCGUCCUACCCUGUCCAGGAUAAGCAACAAGUUGCCGACAUCGAUCCGACCAUGUUCAUCGACGAUGUAGUUAUACUGGAUGACGGUGGCUUAGACCCAUGCACAAUAUGCGAAACCCUUGAAGAGCCGGAAACCUUGAUGCAAUGCCACGGCUGUGACUCGCUCUGUCAUGUGUUUUGCGCGGGGCUGGAUUCCAUGCCGGCUAGUGGUCCGUGGUACUGUCAGGAUUGUGUGCAGAAUCCCGAGAUACUCGCCCAAGCCUAUCGCCGACCGCAGCCCCAGAACCUUCGGGACCGUAUUAGUGGUAUACGCCGCGGACAUCGUCUGACUGCCUACGAACGUGUGUGGGCCUCAGUCUUGCAGCGCAUCAACCUGGAUCUGGACUACCCUUUCGACGAGGAAAACCCCCAGCGACCGCAGCGAACCGAAGCACAACAGCGAGAAGCGCGAGAAUAUGAAAGACGACUGGCAGUCGCCAGCCGGAAUGGAGCUGGGAACAGGUUCCGCCAGAUUGGUACUGCCCUCCUGCCUCAUCGCCCCGAUCCCCCGCAGCCUCGGGACCCGGAGUCGGAAGAGGACAUUCAAGCUUGGAACGCGUUCGAAAAGGCUAGAGCAGAACUCAACGGGCAGAGUCGUGGCUCCUCGUCCAGUGGCCGUGGCCGCAAUCGCAGGAAGCGGAAAUCGGUCACAUUGUCUCCGUCCGGGGAGGACACAGAGCCGCGCCAGCCCGAACGUAAGUUGAAGAGGCCCCGCACUCGAGUUGCACAAGAAAUCGGCGGUGAAUCUUCAAAGGACGCGGUCGCGGAAGCGUCAACGGCAGCUCGUGUAUCUGAGCCACGCAACUCAUCGCCACCAAAUGGUGUGAAGGAAGGGGCCUAUGCUGCCGCUGGUCUAUCAGGCUUCUUGCAAUCCCUUCUCAAAGAGGUUGAGGUUACACCAAGGAGAGAAGAUGAGAUUGCGGCACCACAACCAAGACGUGUCAUCAUCGAGCGCGCUUGCUCUCCGCCUGGCUCAUCACCAGGACUUUCACCAGUAUAUCCUACCCCACGUGGCGGCAUGACGCCGCCACCGCUGAACCUCACCCGGCCCACAUCGCCGUUGCAGGCAUCUCCAAACCUCUCGCCCGGCUACUCUCCAACUUCUCGAUUCCCGCCUUUCUCACCUGCCGAUGAUGAAUAUAGAACUGGACGUCGGAAACAUCAUCAAUCUCCCGGAGCUCUCUCUAGUCCGCCACGUUCGAAAGAUUCGUCACCAAACCGGUCGCUCUCGUAUUCGACAAAAGCAGAAGUACAACGAAUGGUUUCUCUCGUGCUCAAACCUUUUUAUCAAAAGCAAGAGAUCACAAAGGACCAAUACACGGACAUAAACCGCGAUGUUAGUCGCUCGCUAUACGAUAAGGUCGGCGACGCCAAUGCCCUAGCCGACCAGAGCACUAGAGAAAAGUGGCAACGGAUUGCUGGAGAAGAGGUCGAAAGCGCGGUCAAAGCCUUACGAACAGAUGGGCAUGAUUCUGGAACCGGGUCCAACUCUUCAUGAGCAUACAUUCAUAGUCGCGAUUCUCUGGCUAUCUACAGGCGCAACGGUCUCGGGUCCAUCUUUAUCGGAUAUAGCGUUUUGCGUUCGAGCAUUAGUGUUCGUUUGUAUCAUGAGGACUGUCGGCGUACUUUGCGAAGUCGAUCUUAGAUACCACGGCUACCGCGCUUCGGAUUACCCUUGGAAUUGGGUUGGCGUUCUUUGAGGGAAUGGCUUUACGAGAUCUAGUGGUCGUCUACGGAUGACUGGGUAUACGGAUAUAUAGAUACUUACUCUUUCAAUAUUUAUGUUCAGCGCUUUCGACAUACUGGUAC
Mytilinidion resinicola is the source of this 2210-nucleotide messenger RNA. RefSeq lists its product as uncharacterized. The record is from RefSeq and is a predicted model, not a curated record. The transcript is spliced from 2 exons. Bases 43 to 1899 code for a protein of 618 amino acids. Lineage: Eukaryota; Fungi; Ascomycota; Dothideomycetes; Mytilinidiales; Mytilinidiaceae.